AUGAGCUUUCAAAGGAUUACCUCACUGGCGUUUCUAGCCUUGGUGCUGCAGUUGGCGAUGAUGGUUGAAGGCAAAUCAACAAUGGAACAGAUGGCAAAAGCGAGUGAAAUGAUGCGAAACGUGUGUAUAGGAAAGUUUAAACCUCCGCUGGAACAGGUCGAAGGGCUUGGUCGGGGAGAAUUUGCCGACAGCAAGGAAAUUAAGUGCUAUGCUAACUGUGUGCUGGAAAUGAUGCAAGCGAUUCGCAAAGGUAAAGUAAAUGCAGAUGCUGCCAUAAAACAGAUUGACAUGCUGAUUCCCCCGGAAAUUGGAGAACCGACAAAAGCAGCAUUCGACACUUGUCGAAAUUCAGCCGAUGGGAUUAAAAAUAACUGCGAUGCAGCCUACGCACUGGUGAAAUGCCUACACAAGAACAACCCAAAAUAUUUCUUCGCUUAG
This is a messenger RNA of Sabethes cyaneus, 438 nucleotides long. RefSeq names its product general odorant-binding protein 72-like. Gene Ontology annotation, biological process: olfactory behavior; sensory perception of smell. The transcript is spliced from 4 exons. NCBI's taxonomy places the organism in Eukaryota, Metazoa, Arthropoda, Insecta, Diptera, Culicidae. The coding region runs from base 1 to 438 and encodes 145 amino acids. Gene Ontology annotation, cellular component: extracellular region. The record is from RefSeq and is a predicted model, not a curated record. Gene Ontology annotation, molecular function: odorant binding; dibutyl phthalate binding.